AUGUCACAGAAAGAGGAUUUGAGCGAAGUGACCGUGAGUCAGACCCUGAGCAGUUGGGAGCUGGACAGAGGCAAGGAACCGAGCCAGUGUGAGCGCCGUUUGCUGGCAGUCCUGCUCGUCUCCGUGUUGCUACUUUUCUUCAUCAUCGCAUCCCUCGUCUGCGCCUUUUGGCUAUUCAUCUUUCCCAAGUUGACUGCGGAGAACAAGGAAAUUGGAGACAAAUUUGCUGUACACAUAUUAGCUGAAUUUGAUCACAACAAAACAGUAAGAUGGUCAACCACUCCCGGCCUUGGAUGGAACCAUUUGGGCAGUGGUUUCCGUUUUGAAAAUCAGAAGUUACAGACCACCAGAGAUGGGAUGUAUUAUGUGUACGCAAAGCUGAAAGUGUACUGCGCUGUUUUAAAUGAAUGCAAGAACAGUUCACCAGUCAAGUUAGAUAUUACCCACUGCAUUGAAAAUGACUGCUCAUCUAUACUGAGUACGGAGAUGAAAGUAUCCCAGGAACAGGAGCAACAGAUUGCUUUUGGAUACUCAGGCACAUUAGUCCAAAUCUCAAGCAAGGGUUUUAUGCAAGCCAAAAUUGAAGGUUUGCAGCAGGAGGACAAUGUUGUGCCAGAUAUUGAACAUAUAUAUUUUGGAGCUUUCUUGAUAGAAAGCUAGAUUUUCUCCAAUCCAUGCAACUGACUGCACUUUAACAAGCUAUGAAUAAUUUGUCUAUGAUUCAUGGAUUGUGCCAAUGUGACAGAUAUUGGUUAUUUAUCAUUACCUAACUUUCUUAUUGUCAGCCUGUUUGAAUCUAGACUUUUUUGCAUGAAGGGACUUAAUGCUUUAAUCUCACUACAUUCUUUACUAUAAAAGAGUGUUUAGUCCUUGCUAUGCAGUGGUUCAAUCAGUUUAUUGGGCAAGUUAUUAUGUCCCUUAUCUGAUAUUCAGAUUAUGGUAUUCCCAAAUUUGGGAUUCUCUACAUAGCCUUUUGUUUUGUAAGAGGUGAAAUACCUGUAUAAAGCACAUUGAAUUGUACUGUUUUGAAAUGUAGUGUUCGUUUCAGUGUCUGUUCCAAGUUCAGGAGAAGAAGAAACCACAUUAAGUUCUCAAUGGAUUCCUAAACUUCCUACAAAUAGACUUUACCAUUCCAAGUCCAGUUAUAGAGACUAGAAAUGCAGCCAAUAUCUGCAGUCCUUAUUCUCAAAGGGUAGAAAACAUUAGCUAAUCAAGGCAAAGAACUACCAAACAUUCAGUGCUGUGAAUGAAAAAAGGCAGUCUAAUAGAGCAACAUGUGUUAGUAGGUUGUGUUCUGGUAGAAUAGCCUAAUGUGUAAUCACAGUAGCACAGAGCAGUGACUCUAACAUUCCAUAUUAGGAAGCUUGGGAGGGUUCAUGUUGUGGUGAGUGUUAAUUGUAUAAAUAGUAAAUUGCUAAUUUUGUACAUCUUAAACAAGAACAGUUAAAAAGUCAAGAUUUCAGAUAUGUAACUUCCGUUUUAUGCAUAUAAAACUCACACAUGCAAAGAAAAAUGGACAGGAGAAGAAAACUAACAGCAGCAUGGUUCUGUAUCACUGGUCCAAAAUCAUAACUAGAUGAACUGGUUCUCCUUUUUUAGAAGAUGCCUUGAUGUUAUUUGCACAGAGAUGAUCAGUCUUUAGUUCACUGGUUGCUUGGUUAGACUCAGGGGACUUUGUUUUCCUGUAGAAAAUCAAGAGGUCAAAUUUUUUUCACUGCAAAGGAACAGAAAUCUGGGUUUCUGGAGCUUUGUGUUCUGUUUUCACUCCCCUCAUAGAGUCUGUACUGCACUACAAACUGAUUAAUCAGGGGCCUGUUGCCAUGCUGAGCUCUCCUGAGCCUUUAACAACUGUACCAAUUUUAAAAGCCAAUCUAAAGAUUGUAUAUGGGCACAAUUGGAACAAACACACACAGAUGGCACUCCUUUGUCUGGGUAUAGUGACCCCAAAAGUAAUGUUGUUGUAUAUGCACCAAUUAGCUUCACUUGUUUUUUUCCAAAAGCAAAAAGAUCCUUCUAUUCUCUUAUUUUUAAAGCAGUGUCUGAUUUUUCUCAAUUUCAAUCCAUUGUCCAAAAAACAAAUAAGGUCUCUUAUGAUAGAAACUUGUCAGACAAUCAACUUGAGCAUCUUGAUCUUUAUAUAUUCAGAUCUAGUUUGACAGUCAAGUAUUCUUAACAAAUGUUAUCUAUUUUCUUGAUGAUUUGGUAAUGUAUAACAAGGUGACCUUAUUUUAUGCACAAAGAUAGAUUUGGGGAAUCUCCACUAAGUGCACAGAUGCUGGAAAGGAAUCUCUUUGUCUUGCAGAAAUUGUAGCUGGGGAUC
Messenger RNA from Stegostoma tigrinum, 2320 nucleotides. RefSeq lists its product as uncharacterized. Lineage: Eukaryota; Metazoa; Chordata; Chondrichthyes; Orectolobiformes; Stegostomatidae. Bases 1 to 660 code for a protein of 219 amino acids. Gene Ontology annotation, molecular function: tumor necrosis factor receptor binding. Gene Ontology annotation, cellular component: membrane. The record is from RefSeq and is a predicted model, not a curated record. The transcript is spliced from 3 exons. Gene Ontology annotation, biological process: immune response.